AAAUGACACGUGUACAUUGUUCAAAAUGCGCUGUGAUUAGUGUAAAUUCUGGAAGUGUAGAUCUAAUGAUAACCUAUAUUAGAAAUUAGACACCACCUUUCCAGGUAAACAUGACCAAUGAGUGCUGUAUCCCCAACUGCAGCAAUGGACAAAAAGGCAGUCCAGUAAAACAUACACUGUUCUGGGUUCCUAAAGAUUAUCAGCAGAGGAAGAAAUGGGAAAAUAUCAUACCGAGGAAAGGCCAGUUGAAACAAACACACAGGGUGUGUGCUCUGCACUUCCACGAUCAAGAUAUUAUAAAAGGGAAAACGGUUAUCAUCAACGGCAAAAAAGAUUUUUACCAGUGCCACCCAAUGCAAUGGAAAUUAAGAGAAGGUGCAAUUCCAAGAAUAUUCCCUGUGUCAACGUUCGACUACAUUUCGCAAUCAUCUCCGAGAUAUCAUAAUAUUCCGACGAAAUCUCCUCCACCUACAACACCACAAAGCGCUGGGCGUAGGUCUACUCGUUCCACUGCAGAAGAUGACGCCGGUAGUUCAAAACGAAUAAGAAUCUAUUCGUAUGACUUUGAAAAUAACUUGUCCGGUCGACUGCCGGAAUAUGAAGAAUCUGAUCCAGAAACAAGUGGGUCCUCGUUUUCUUCCGAUUAUUCCGACUGGACAGCCGAAACUUCAGAAGCACUUUUGGCAUCUAUCCCGACGAAACAUUCUAAGAAAGGGCUUCCUCAUUCUUUUCUCGUGAAUAGUGAUUUGAACCUUACGGUUCCGGAGAUAUUGCGACCUUCUGAUAUGAGGACUCCGGUAGUUCCGUGCAGAGCCCCUUACUAUCCUCAAAUGGGGGACGAGGUUAUUUAUUUUAGACAAGGCCACGAACUUUACGCCGAUGCCAUCAAUCAGAAAAAGCUCUUGGAUCUUCAUUCUUCUCUUCCUUGGGCCAAUGAACAAGAGGUGGUUAAAAUCAUUGGCAUCAAGUUCGACAUAAAGCCACCCAAUCGACUCUAUUGCUUAAAGCUCCAGCUGCUUGGAAGUGGAUCGGGACAAGAAACAAAGUCAGAAAUAUUAAAUGGUUCAUCUUUUACCGUAAAAUACCACCACGUCGACGGAGUGCCGGAUUUCUUGGUUCUAAAGCAACAUUAUGAUUCAGCUAUUCUACGCAAUUGGCAGCCCGGUGAGCGAUUCCACUGCCUGAAAAAGGAUUCGUGGCGCGAAGGCCAUAUAGAGCAACGCGAACCAUUUAGCGCCCAUUGUCCAAAUUCAGUAUUUCUCUGCUACUGCGUCAGAUGGGAAAAUGGCGAAGUUGAACGAUUGAGCCCGUGGGAUUUACACGAAAUAAAAAAGAAACCAAGAGGCAGGCCCAAGUCCGUCACCAAGAACACUGUACCUACCGAGGAUGCCAGCGUUUUGUACAAACCGCAAAUCGAAGAUUGGCCUCCAGAAGGUAACCGUGACUGUGAAUGCGAUCGCAUCUCGGCCGGCAUAAGCAAAAUUAUGAACCUGUCCGCUGCGAAACAUUUCGCUGCUCCAGUCGACCUUGAUCGUUACCCUUUAUACGUCUUCGUCAUUAAAUAUCCACCCAUGGAUCUCUCGACCAUAAAAGCUCGAUUAGACAACCGAUUUUAUCGGCGUCUAACAGCUGUCCAGUACGACGUUCGCUCCAUCUGCUCCAACGCCUUUAAGUUUAACGUACCAAAAUCGGACAUAGUGCGCAAUGCUUCCAUUGUGGCAGAUUUAUGUUUGGAGAUGAUUCGGAAUCGUGAUUCUGCUGACGUCAUCACAACCGUCUAUCAACAGCUCGUUGAAAAGUAUGCAACCCGAAAUGAAGAAUUAGUCGUCGAAAGUGCCAUAGUCUCCAACGAUGAAUAUCAGAAACAUGACCAAACACAGGCCACCGUCAUUUGUUCCAAGAAUCGCCUUGACUCGCAUUCCAACUUGGAAGAAGAAAUUUUACAUGAAAACAGGACCUCCAAAACACAAGAGAAAAAAAUGUCAGCGUCCAUACCAAAUGCGGAAGGAGUGCAAGUCACGCCUAGUUCGAUAGAGGAAACUCAGUCUAGCGCCUCCAGUCCUUCAGCCAAGAACAAACCGAAUCCUGUAGAAAAUUCAAACUUUUGCGCAUCUUGUUCCGCAUUUCCUAGGAUUUCUUGCGCUUGUGCGAUCGAUGUCUCCGCGGAAGACAAGACCCAACUUUUGAAUGAAAAACAGCAAUUAGACCUCGAUGUUGAUAAUCGUUUCCGGACACUAAUGACGACUAUAGAACCCGAACUGCGCAAAGAAAAGAAGCUCCUGGCGGAACAAAAGCAAAAAAUUAUCGCCCUCCGUGCCGCGCUGUCACUACAACGUCACGAAGAGACAAACAGAUCCGAAAAUCAGUGGCCUGAAGUAAUAAAACUGGCGCGUCUAAUAGAAGAAAGAGAAAAGAUUCAUGGCCAAGUAGUACUUCAUGAAAACCAAAAACUGACGCAGGAGAUGGCUUUCUUGGAGCAACAAAUUAAUGCUAAAAAACUUCAAAUGGAACUGAAUUUGCUCGACGUCGAUUUAAAUCCACAGCAAUUUCGGUCAAUCGAAAAAAAGCUGCAAGAUAGCAAACAGCAAGCAAGGCAGAUGGAAUUUAAUUUAAAACCAGCCAAUGACGAGCUGUCACGACUGGAACAAAAAGAAAAAGAUAUCGAUCGUCAAAUUUCUGAAUUGAAAUCCAGCAUCAACAAUCUGUUGGCUACCAUGGAAGUUAUGGCAAGCUCAAUACAAAACCAAAUAACGAACUUGGAUACGAAGAAGAAAGAUAUUGUUUGCAACCUCAAAGAACGCAUCCAUGCCAGUAGGAUGGUGGAAUCGAAAUUAAUCAAAAUCUCUUAUCAGGAAGCUAUUAUCGUUAGCCAAAAAAAAGCGGAAGGAAAACUUAACAAAUUGGACCGACUCGUUGACGGUCUACUUGAACUCAAUGAUACCAUAGAGUGAACCUUAAAGAAUAUGUACCUCGUGUUGAUUCUACCUCGUUAGGACUAGUAUUUAAUAUUUGAAAAACUAGUGCAACCUCCCAUUUCCGGUUGAUUUUUGGAGCUGAUUAUUGUUUUUCUGUCAGUUGCCGCCCUUUUUUUACAUUUCUUAAUUCAAACAU
This is a messenger RNA of Daphnia carinata, 3111 nucleotides long. Its product is annotated as bromodomain and WD repeat-containing protein 3-like. Bases 111 to 2951 code for a protein of 946 amino acids. The record is from RefSeq and is a predicted model, not a curated record. Lineage: Eukaryota; Metazoa; Arthropoda; Branchiopoda; Diplostraca; Daphniidae. The transcript has 8 exons. Gene Ontology annotation, cellular component: nucleus. Gene Ontology annotation, molecular function: protein binding. Gene Ontology annotation, biological process: regulation of cell shape; cytoskeleton organization; regulation of transcription by RNA polymerase II.